AUGAGCGCUACACUUCAACCUUAUCUGGAAGCAGUGCGUCACACACUCGAGGCGGCUCUUUGCCUUGAGCAAUUCAGUUCACAAGUCGUUGAAAGGCAUAAUAAGCCAGAGGUUGAAGUGCAAACUUCGAAGGAAUUGCUGAUGACGCCGGUAGUUGUGGCUCGCAAUAAACAAGAACGCGUGUUGAUCGAGCCAUCUGUGAAUUCAGUCAGAAUAUCGAUUGCUAUCAAGCAAUCUGACGAGAUCGAGAAGAUUCUAUGUCAUAAGUUCACAAGGUUCAUGUGCCAAAGAGCUGAUAACUUCUUCGUGCUUCGUCGUAAGCCAUUACCAGGGUACGAUAUUUCAUUUCUGAUCACUGCUUCUCACACCGAAGCGAUGUUCAAACAUAAGCUCGUUGACUUCCUGCUCCAUUUCAUGCAAGAGAUCGAUAAGGAAAUCUCCGAAAUGAAGUUGUCACUCAACGCUCGCGCCCGUGUGUCAGCUGAAGAGUUCUUGAAACGAUUCAACUAA
This is a messenger RNA of Caenorhabditis briggsae, 510 nucleotides long. It is a transcript of the gene Cbr-arx-6, whose product is annotated as Protein CBR-ARX-6. Gene Ontology annotation, cellular component: Arp2/3 protein complex; actin cytoskeleton. The coding region runs from base 1 to 510 and encodes 169 amino acids. The transcript has 4 exons. Gene Ontology annotation, molecular function: actin filament binding. Gene Ontology annotation, biological process: actin filament polymerization; Arp2/3 complex-mediated actin nucleation. NCBI's taxonomy places the organism in Eukaryota, Metazoa, Nematoda, Chromadorea, Rhabditida, Rhabditidae. The record is from RefSeq and is a predicted model, not a curated record.